This is a messenger RNA of Prionailurus viverrinus (fishing cat), 3944 nucleotides long. It is a transcript of the gene NOD1, whose product is annotated as nucleotide binding oligomerization domain containing 1. Gene Ontology annotation, molecular function: protein binding. The record is from RefSeq and is a predicted model, not a curated record. Bases 1019 to 3880 code for a protein of 953 amino acids. Gene Ontology annotation, biological process: regulation of apoptotic process. Lineage: Eukaryota; Metazoa; Chordata; Mammalia; Carnivora; Felidae. The transcript is spliced from 15 exons.
UCCGGGCCGGGGCGCAAGGCUGCACCCGCCCAGCGCUUCCCGCAGCUGCUGGUGCUGUGAGCUCCCCAGCGCUCCCGGGUCUACGCGCCUCCGGUCCCCGGGCUCGCCGCUCCCGGGUCUCCGCGCUCCCCCGGCUCGCGGCUUCCUGGUCUCCACGCUCCUCCGGCUCGCCGCUCCCGGGUUUCCGCGCUCUCCUGGCUGGUGGCUCCCGGGCCUCGGCGCUCUCCUGAGCACCUGGCUCUCGCCCCGGUUCCCAGCUGUUGUGAAGUCUCUACACGUGGAACCCAAAGUGCAGUGACUAACCAGAUAGGCCUCUUCGCUCGCAGUCAAAUGCUGGACCUCAAGGAUGAACGGGGCAGAAGUCCUGGGCUCGUCUGCCUUCUCCAUCACGGUCUGUGCCUGCAGCGUGACCCGCGCUGCCCUAACCACCGCGUGUGUAUGAACUCAUCGAACCCUCGCGGCGAUCUUAGGAGAAACUGCCGUCUUGUGAAGGAAGGGUGGGAGCCGUGGUGUGCAUCCAGCCCUGCCUAGCUGUCUGGACUUUGACAACCCACUUCUCCACUCUGGGCCUCAGUUUCGCAACGUGCUGAAUGCUGUUCUUGUCCAAAAGCGUGGUCUCCCUCAGGCUGGGCUGGAUUACAGAUAAUUCCAAAAUCUCAGCAGCUCAAACAACAGGUUCCAGAAAGAAGUUGGAAAUCGAAGAUUUAAGGAGAGAAUGUUGUUCUAAAAUAUUCUGACUUACUUCAAAGAGUAAGGCCAGAAACUUGAAAAGGUAUCGUUAACCCCUAAUUUAAAUUUAAUAUUAUCACCUGGUGUCCCUUCAGGGAACCAGUUUUCCAAAGCUGUGGAUCCUAAAAUGGGGCAUACAGUUGACCUCAGCGGAAAAGGCUGCAUUAACAUCUAAGAGGGGCAUCACGGAGAGAGAGGCGGGCGCCCUGGAUCCUGAUUGCCCUUCUGCCAGGAAGAUACGUGUAGCCAAAGAUGAAUUUGGGCCAAGUAGCUGCUUGCUCCUUUAGCCAUGGAAAAGCAGGGCCACGGUGAGAUGGGAAUCAUUCCAUCAGAGUCUUACUCCCACGUUAAGUUGUUGAAAAUCAACCGGGAACUUCUGGUCACUCACAUCCGCAACACCCAGUGUCUGGUGGACAACUUGCUGAAGAAUGACUACUUCUCCUCUGAAGAUGCGGAGAUCGUGUGUGCCUGCCCCACACAGCCUGACAAGGUUCGCAAAAUUCUGGAUCUGGUACAGAGCAAGGGCGAGGAAGUGUCCGAGUUCUUCCUCUACGUGCUCCAGCAACUUGCAGAUGCUUACGUGGAUCUCAGGCCUUGGCUGUUGGAGACUGGCUUCUCCCCCUCCGAGCUCAUUCGGAGCAGAGUUGUUGUCAACACUGACCCAGUGAGCAGGUACACCCAGAAGCUGCGACAGCAACUGGGCCUCGACUCCAAGUUCAUCCUGUGCUACGCCCAGAAGGAGGAGCUGUUGCUGGAGGAGAUGUACACGGACACCAUCGUGGAGCUGGUGGGCUUCAGGAACGAGAGCCUGGGCCUGCUGGGCAGCCUGGCCUGCCUGCUGGACCACUCCACCGGCGUCCUCAGCGAGCAGGGCGAGACCAUCUUCAUCUUCGGGGACGCCGGCGUGGGCAAGUCCAUGCUGCUUCAGCGGCUGCAGGGCCUGUGGGCCGCGGGGCUGCUGGACGCGGAGUUCAAGUUCUUCUUCCACUUCCGCUGCCGCGUGUUCAGCUGCUUCAAGGAGGACGACGCGCUGUGCCUGCAGGACCUGCUCUUUAAACAUUACUGCUACCCGGAGCAGGACCCGGAUGAGGUGUUCGCCUUCCUGCUGCGCUUCCCCCACACGGCCCUCUUCACCUUCGACGGCCUGGACGAGCUGCACUCAGACUUCGACCUGAGCAGCGUGCCUGACACCUCCUCCCCCUGGGAGCCCGCCCACCCCCUGGCCCUGCUGGCCAACCUGCUCAGCGGGAAGCUGCUCAAGGGCGCCGCCAAGCUGCUCACGGCCCGCACGGGCAUCGAGAUCCCGCGCCAGCUCCUCCGCAAGAAGGUGUUUCUGCGGGGCUUCUCGCCCAGCCAGCUGCGGGCCUACACCCAGAGGGUGUUCCCCGAGCCCGCCGUGCGGGACCGCCUGCUGGCCCACCUGGAGGCCAACCCCAACCUCUGCAGCCUGUGCGCCGUGCCCCUCUUCUGCUGGAUCGUCUUCCGCUGUUUCCAGCACUUCCACAGUGUUGCGGACAUCUCCACGCAGCUGCCUGACUGCACGGUGACCCUGACCGACGUCUUCCUGCUGAUCACCGAGGUCCACCUGAACAGGACGCAGCCCACCAGCCUGGUCCAGCGGAACACGCGCAGCCGGACGGAGACCUUCCGCGCCGGCGGCGCCGCCUUGCGCUCGCUGGGGCGGGUGGCCCACCAGGGCAUGGAGAAGAACCUCUUUGUCUUUGGCCAGGAGGACGUGCGGGCCGCCGAGGUGCAGGACGGAGAGCUGCAGCUGGGCUUCCUGCGGGCCGUGCCAGAGCAGGGCCUUGGGGGUGACCAGCAGGCCUAUGAGUUUUUCCACGUCACCCUCCAGGCCUUCUUUACCGCCUUCUUUCUGGUGGCCGACGACAAGGUAGGCACGCAGCAGCUGCUCAGGUUCUUCCGGGAGUGUGGGCUUCCUGGAGAGGCGGCCGCGGAGUCCUGCUACCCCUCCUUUCUCCCUGUGCGGUGUCUGAGGGGCCCCGGCCUGGCCGGGGAGGACCUCUUCAAGAACAAAGAUCACUUCCAGUUCACCAACCUCUUCCUGUGCGGGCUGUUGUCCAAGGCCAAGCAGAAACUCCUGCGGCACCUGGUGCCUGCGGCGGUCCUGCGGAGAAAGCGCAAGGCCCUGUGGGCGCACCUGUUUGCCAGCCUGCGGGCCCACCUGAAGAGCCUGCCCCGGCUCCAGUGCGAGGGCUACAACCAGGUGCAGGCCAUGCCCACCUUCAUCUGGAUGCUGCGCUGCAUCUACGAGACGCAGAGCGAGAAAGUGGGGCGGCUGGCGGCCAAGGGCAUCUGUGCGAACUACCUCAAGCUGACCUACUGCAAUGCCUGCUCAGCCGACUGCAGCGCCCUCUCGUUCGUCCUGCACCACCUCCGCAAGCGGCUCGCCCUGGACCUGGACAACAACAACCUCAAUGACUACGGCGUGCGGGAGCUGCAGCCCUGCUUCAGCCGCCUCACGGUCAUCAGACUCAGCGUAAACCAGAUCACUGACAGCGGGGUAAAGGUGUUAUAUGAAGAGCUGACCAAAUACAAAAUUCUGACGUUUUUAGGCCUGUAUAACAACCAGAUCACCGAUGUCGGAGCCCGGUACAUCGCCAGAAUCCUGGACGAGUGCAAGGGCCUCACGCACUUGAAACUGGGGGAGAACAAAAUAACGAGUGAAGGAGGAAAGUGUCUCGCCCUGGCUGUGAAGAAGAGCAAGUCCAUCUUUGAAGUUGGGAUGUGGGGCAACAGAAUCGGUGACGAAGGAGCAAAGGCCUUUGCAGAGGCUCUGAGGAACCACCCCAGCCUGACCAACCUGAGUCUUGCAUUCAACGGCAUCUCUACGGAGGGUGGAAAGAGCCUCGCCCAGGCCCUGCAGUGGAACACCUCUCUGAGAAUAUUCUGGCUCACCAAAAAUGAACUCGAUGAUGAAGUGGCAGAGAGCUUGGCAGAGAUGCUGAAAGUCAACCAGACGUUGAAACAUUUAUGGCUUAUCCAGAACCAGAUCACGGCCAAGGGGAUUGCCCAGCUGGCAGACGCAUUACAGAGGAACACUGGCAUAAUGGAGAUUUGCCUAAAUGGAAACUUGAUAAAGCCAGAGGAGGCCAAAGUCUUCCAAGAUGAGAAGCGGAUCGUCUGCUUCUGAGAGGCCACUGCUGUGCAUGGGGUGUGGGCCCCGGGCGGCCCGCUAGCAGAGCCAGCCGCCCCGU